Messenger RNA from Schistosoma guineensis, 699 nucleotides. NCBI's taxonomy places the organism in Eukaryota, Metazoa, Platyhelminthes, Trematoda, Strigeidida, Schistosomatidae. The record is from the annotation of a GenBank genome assembly.
AUGAGACAUGAUAUUACUAGUGUGUUGAAAAAUCCAUUGAUUGCGUAUUAUAAUAUAUUUGACUCUGAAAAGAUAGCAGAGUUUGCAGCUAUUGCCCCAGCCCCAUCCAAAGAUUUUUACCAUCUAUUAAUAACACCAACUAAAUUCAAAUUGAGAUGGUGGAAGAUUACAUCAAGAAAUGAUGGGGCAAAGUUUCAUCCAGGUGAAAGUGUGGCAACUUAUGAGGAAUUCGAACAAGACGAUCGGAUGCAUAAUGAAAUACUCAGGGUUAUGGGACAUAAAACACUAGACUACUGUCUGAACAUAUGUGCUGGGAAGCUGGAUUAUUUAGUCAGAAUACCAAACAAAAUUCUAGUGAAGAUAAUUUUUUAUCUAAAUCUGGAGGAUGUGAUUAAUUUAGGGACUACAUCACGACACUUUAAUGAGAUUUGUAAUAGCGAUUCAUUAUGGCGUGAGAUCUAUGUUAACACAAUAUUAGGUCAGCCAAGUAGACCUGUUGAAGAGUUAGCAAAGCUAUUCGGAUGGAAAAAGCUUCUAUUCACAAGCAAAUUACACCUUCAGAUGCAGUUACGUCGUUUAACCUUGGAAGAAAGUGAUGACAAUGGAAAUAUACGAACAAAUGUUUCCCAUGAUCCUGGAUUGUAUUUAGAUGAAUUGAAAUAUGAUGAGCAUAAACCUGUGCAUGAGAACAUUCACUGA